Messenger RNA from Arvicanthis niloticus (Nile rat), 1582 nucleotides. It is a transcript of the gene Boll, whose product is annotated as boule RNA binding protein. Gene Ontology annotation, molecular function: protein binding; translation activator activity; mRNA 3'-UTR binding. The record is from RefSeq and is a predicted model, not a curated record. Gene Ontology annotation, biological process: positive regulation of translational initiation; 3'-UTR-mediated mRNA stabilization. Gene Ontology annotation, cellular component: cytoplasm. Lineage: Eukaryota; Metazoa; Chordata; Mammalia; Rodentia; Muridae.
UGUCUUCCUGUCUUCGAACCAGCCUUCGGAAGUCCCCAGAGUCACCGCACGGUGGUAGACCCCAGAGGUCGGCUCUCCAGGCCAGGGACGGUUCGCCGCUGCUUCGCUUCCGCCGCGCGUCCGCCUCCGCUCGCAGUGCGCGCCGUCCGUCCGUCCGUCCGUCCGUCCGUCCUGCCUCCACAGGCAGUCGCAGUGCGCGCCGUCCGUCCGUCCGUCCGUCCGUGCCGCCGCCCGGCGCCUCCGGGACUUGCGCACAGCGCCGCCGCCGCCGCCGCGCAGCCUGCCUCCCCCGCCCCCCCCAGGCCAGCUCGCCCGGCUCGGAGACUGCGCCGCUGCAGCCGCCGCCGCCGCCGCCAGGGGGAGCGAGUCCCCGACGGGAGACGCGCCGGCUCGCUUCCUGCGAACGCGCCUUCCAACUUGAGCUUCCCGCGCCUCCGGCCGCUCUGAAGCGUGGAGAGGAAAGAUGGAGACCGAGUCCCGGGCGCAAACAACAAAUCAGACUCAAACAGAUUCAUUAUCUCCAUCCCCUAAUCCUGUGUCACCUGUGCCUUUGAAUAACCCAAUAAGCGGCCCAAGAUACGGAACUGUGAUCCCUAACCGCAUCUUUGUAGGAGGAAUUGACUUUAAGACAAAUGAAAAUGAUUUAAGAAAAUUUUUCUCCCAAUAUGGGUCUGUAAAAGAAGUGAAGAUUGUUAAUGACAGAGCUGGAGUGUCCAAAGGGUAUGGUUUCAUCACUUUUGAAACUCAAGAAGAUGCACAAAAAAUCUUGCAAGAGGCUGAAAAACUUAAUUAUAAGGAUAAGAAACUCAACAUUGGUCCAGCAAUAAGAAAACAACAAGUAGGGAUUCCUCGUUCUAGUAUAAUGCCAGCUGCUGGAACCAUGUAUCUAACCACUUCAACUGGAUAUCCAUACACUUACCAUAAUGGCGUUGCUUAUUUUCAUACUCCAGAAGUAACUUCUGUCCCACCAUCUUGGCCUUCACGUUCCAUAUCUAGUUCUCCUGUGAUGGUGGCUCAGCCAGUUUAUCAACAGCCUGCAUAUCACUACCAGGCCCCAGCACAGUGUUUACCAGGGCAGUGGCAGUGGGGGGUUCCCCAGUCCCCUGCUUCUUCUGCUCCAUUCCUAUAUCUGCAGCCUUCUGAGGUUAUUUAUCAACCAGUAGAAAUUGCACAAGAUGGUGGCUGUGUUCCUCCUCCACUAUCUUUGAUGGAAGCUUCAGUUCCAGAGCCUUAUUCUGACCAUGGAGUUCAAGCAGCAUAUCACCAGGUUUAUGCUUCAAGUGCCAUUGCUAUGCCUGCACCUAUGAUGCAGCCUGAGCCAAUUAAAGAACCAAGGUUACAUUCUGUGAGAAGAAGCUUUUCUCAGCCUUCAUCAGUGGGUUUGAAACCUCGGUAUUCUCGAAGCCCACACUUUCAUCCUAGAAAAGAUUUCAGAGCAGAGGAUUCAGUUGCCACUCCACCUUCCUGUACUGACUUUGUAAAGUAGACUCUUGGAGAAGUGCUUUGUCUAAAAAUAGAAAAUAACGAGGCGCCUGUGUGCCCUAGUAACAAAUGGGUUUGGGGAUAUGCUUAAGGUUAAAUG